AUAAGGAAGUGACCGUCUGUCCAGACUGCAGUCAAGAUGGCUCCGAGUGGACUGAAAGCGGUAGUCGGGGAAAAAAUCCUCAAUGGAGUCAUCAAAAGUGUCAAGAAGGAUGGAGAAUGGAGGGUUCUCAUUGUGGAUCAUAUGAGCAUGCGGAUUCUAUCCUCUUGCUGCAAGAUGUCUGACAUUUUGGCAGAAGGGGUAACCAUUGUGGAGGAUAUCAACAAACGCAGAGAGCCCAUCUCCAGUUUGGAAGCCAUUUAUUUGAUUUCACCUGUGGAGAAGUCAGUUCGUGCCCUUAUUAAUGACUUCAAAGAUGCCACCUUCACUUACAAAGCAGCCCACAUUUUCUUCACUGACACUUGUCCAGAUGCUCUUUUUGCUGAGAUUGGGAGGUCCAGAGUUGCCAAGGUUGCCAAGACCUUAAAAGAGAUCAAUGUUGCUUUCCUGCCAUAUGAAUCUCAGGUCUUCUCCCUGGAUCACCCAAACUCCCUGUACUCCUUCUACAGUUCCAAACCAAUUGAAAACCGAGACAAAAUGAUGGAAAACCUGGCCGAGCAAAUUGCCACCCUGUGCGACACUCUGAAGGAGUACCCAGCUGUUCGUUACCGGAAGGGGCCUGAGGAGAACGCCAGAUUGGCCGAAGAGGUCUUCCAGCGCCUUACGGCACACAAGGCAGACAACCCAAGCAUGGGAGAGGGUCCAGAUAAGGCUCGAUCUCAGCUACUGAUUAUUGAUCGUGGAUUUGAUCCAAUCUCACCUAUUCUGCAUGAGCUGACCUUCCAAGCAAUGGCCUACGACUUGCUAGACAUCAAGCAAGAUAUUUACACGUAUCAGACAACUGGGAUUGGAAAUGCAAAGGAAAGAGAAGUGUUACUGGAUGAAGAUGACGAGCUCUGGGUUCAGCUCAGACAUAUGCACAUUGCCGAUGUCACUAAGAAGGUGACUGAGCUCCUGCGCACCUUUUGUGAGAGCAAGAGAAUGUGCACCGACAAUGCCAACAUAAAGGACCUGUCACAGAUGCUGAAGAAGAUGCCACAGUAUCAGAAAGAGCUGAGCAUGUACUCAACUCACUUGCAUCUUGCUGAAGCUUGCAUGAAGAAGUUCAAAGCCUCUCUCGAUAAACUCUGCGAAGUGGAACAGGACCUAGCAAUGGGAGAAAAUGCUGAAGGGGAACAUCUCAAAGACGCCAUGAAGAGCAUCGUUCCGGUUCUCCUGAACAAUGAGCACGAGGCUUAUGACAAGCUCCGCAUCAUACUGCUGUACAUAUUUCACAAGAAAAAAGGCAUCGGCGAGGAGAACCUGGCUAAACUCAUCCAGCAUGCAAACAUCCAGUCCAACAGCAACAUUAUUACCAACCUGCAGAACCUGGGCUGUAAUAUCAUAGAGGGGGGCCGCAACGCAGGGAAAGCACAACCGGAGCGCAAGCAGCGCACGGAGAGCACAUACCAGCUCUCCAGAUGGACGCCCGUCAUCAAGGACGUCAUGGAGAAUGUCAUAGAGGACAAACUGGACAGGAAGCAGUGGCCAUUCAUCUCUGAUCCUGCUCCCGUCAACACGACUCAGACUACAGUCAGUAGUGCACGUUUUGGACAUUGGCACAAAAACAAAUCUCCAACAGAGUGUCGAUCUGGCCCUCGGCUCAUCAUCUUUGUGAUCGGGGGUGUCUCGCACUCCGAGAUGCGCUCCGCUUAUGAAGUGACCCAAGCCACUGCUGGGAAAUGGGAAGUGUUGAUUGGGUCGUCCCACAUCCUGACCCCAACCAGCUUCCUGGACGACCUCAAGAGUCUGGACCAAGUUCCUAAUCCUGAUUGUUAGAUGGUUUGGCCUGCCACAGUAAUUUAAGUACACACUGGAAUAAGGGUUUAUUCUUUCAUUGAGAUGAUUGGUUGCUGGUAUUCUUUUUUUCAUAUCUCUUGCAUCUGAAAAUAAAUAUGAAGAGAGGUUGUAGAAGUAGCCAUCAAAAGAAACAUUUGAUUGUUUAUCGUAUUUCAGAAGGAAGUUUUUCUUAUUAGUUGUGAAUCCGCUCAUUGUAUUCUGCUGUGAUUGAAGUUAUAUUUAACUAUUUAAUUAGACUUUAAUAUAAUGAUCAUUCCACUGUCAUUGAAAUCUAUUUUGUUACGAUGUGUUUGAUUUGCCUAAGUUUGCACUUAGAAGCUGCAUCAUUCCUACAAUAUAUUAUUGCACCGAAUGUUUUAUUCAAGUCAAAAUUCAUAUUGUGUUUUAUGUGUGUAUCAUUUCCCUCCAGGUACCUUUUUCCUCAGAUGAAAUGUCUCAACUGCUGUGUUAAAAAUGUUACAAAUUCAUCACAUUCUUCGAUUAAUAUAUUGCUGGGAGCAAGUGUGGAUGGUGUUUGUUUCUUUGCUGUUAAAAAUAAGUAAUAAAAGAAGCAUAAUGUUGAC
Molecule: messenger RNA, 2399 nt
Organism: Salarias fasciatus (jewelled blenny)
Lineage: Eukaryota; Metazoa; Chordata; Actinopteri; Blenniiformes; Blenniidae
Gene: stxbp2
Product: syntaxin binding protein 2
Exons: 19
Coding region: 37-1815 (592 amino acids)
Biological process (GO): vesicle-mediated transport
Source: RefSeq, a predicted model, not a curated record